Messenger RNA from Leptosia nina, 1296 nucleotides. NCBI's taxonomy places the organism in Eukaryota, Metazoa, Arthropoda, Insecta, Lepidoptera, Pieridae. The record is from the annotation of a GenBank genome assembly.
AUGCUGCGCGCUGUUUUAGUAUUGUCCCUUUUGGUCGGGGUAUACUCUGUGGCGUUACAAGGCCCAACGUUAACAAUUUACAACCCGUGCAGCCUCGGCAUUAUAUAUUUUGAUAAAUUAACGAGUGAAUUGUGGCAGGGUGUUAUUAAUCUUAGUUUGUACCCUAAUAUAACUAAUGCAGAAAUCGAAGUGAAUUUCGAUAAGCCUAUGGAAAUUUAUGGGGCGUCACACAACAGUACAGUAUACGCGAAGAAGGAGAGGCACAAUUUCCUAUUCAAGCCGAAAGGAGAUUUACCAUCGCGGUACUUCUUCUACAUAUCUGUGAGAAAUAAUGCUAGCGACGUGCCGAGUGUAACUAAAGUCAGAUUGAAUGAUUUUACGCUAUGCAACGCUACUAUCAAGAAUGAGUUAACAGUCCAGUCAUUUAACGCGACAAAAGCAGGGGACACGAACUACCGUCAAGUUUGUGGUCGCAGAACACUUCAGAACGCCGAACUAACUUCAGUGAAGACAGAAGCCACAGCUGGGGAGUGGCCGUGGCAUGUUGCUCUACUAAUCAGGCAAAUUUUGUUUCUUGCCAUGUACCAGUGCGGUGGAAGUAUUAUUUCUAGGACUGCUGUUUUAACUGCCGGUCAUUGUGUUUUCCUCAAUGGAAAUCCUGUAGAUGUAUCACGAAUUAUGAUUGAAGCUGGAGUGGACAAUUUAAGGGAUUACAAUCAGACUGGAAGACAAAUACUAAACGCGAUAGAUGUGUUUGUUCAUCCUGCAUACGAUCCAGAUCAAUCUACAGCGGAUUUAGCUAUUGUACGUGUGAACGCAUUUACAUAUACAGAGUACGUACAACCGAUAUGCAUCUGGGGACCAUCUUAUGAUAAGAGAAAUUUGUUUGGACAGCUCGCUGUGGUAGUCGGCUUCGGUACGACAGAAGAAAAUCAAUUAUCCGACACGCUAAGGUCAACGUACAGUGUGGUGCAGAAUGAUACGACGUGCAUUGCGUAUUCGCCCGACCUCUACACUGGCUUGUUGAACGAGUUCACGUUUUGCGCGGGACUCGAUCCUAAAUCAGGUACAAGCCCCCUCAAGGGCGACAGCGGUGGCGGCCUCAUAGUGCCAACUAUGCAGCCCGAUCACAAAGUUAGCUGGUUCUUGCGCGGAGUACUUUCCAAGUGCGGUAUAGCUGCCGGCGACACCAGAUGUCAUCCGAAGUUCUAUGUCAUAUACACUAAUGUUGCACCUCAUUAUGGUUGGAUAUAUCACCAUGCUGGCAUUAAUUAUAUGAGCAACGUCGUUGACUAA